AUGUCUAAAGAAACUCAUAGUAACUCAGAUAUUGUAGACACUGGUGAAAAUAUGAGUCUUGUUGUCAAGACUAGUGAAGAUAUUAGCUUCGAAGAUGACUGCAUUGUUGUUGAUAGUGAAGAUACAGACUUUGCUAUUGAUAGUAAUGAGGAUAUUAGCUUCGCUUUUGACAAUAGUAAGGAUACAAGUUUCGCCGUCGAUAAUAAUGAAGAUAUUGCCAAUAAUGAAAGUGUAAAUUCUACUAUCAAUCCUAGUAAUAGUGACACUUCUGCUGAUCGUAUCAGAAAUAUUUCAAAAAGAACUAAUCAACGUACAUCUAUUAAACCAGGCAACACAAUGGGAACUUUAGCAACUCACCUUAACAGUAAACAUAAAAAGAAUAUCUUCCUAAAACAGCAAAUGCUCUUACAUUUUGCGACUACACCAUAUACACCAAAAGAGGAAAAACGAGUAAAUGAAAUUAAUAGAAAGUUUGAGGAUAUACGUGAAAAAAUGAUAAAUUUACUUGAAGAUAUUAGUUCAAAAGUUUCUGUUACAUGUGAUAUAUGGACUUCUAUAUCCAAUCAAUUAACACAAACUAAAGACUUGCUUCUAACGCUUUUUGAUGAAUUUAAAAUCACACAAUGCAUUAUGGGACUUACCACUGACAAUGAUACAAGCAUGAUUGUUGCAGGGCGUGAGCAGCAAGUAGCUCUUUCAUCUUUAGGAAAUUAUGAAUACACACAUUAUAGAUACACUGCACACAUUUUAAAUAUCACGAUGAAACAUGGUAUGCAGCUCAAAACAAUAAUUAUUGAAAAAAUUAGAAACUUUAUAAAAAAACUUGAUAUCGAUACCUGUUGGAAUAGUACAUUCGUAUUAUUGCAAAAGUUUAAUAGAAUGAAAGAAACACUAGAAUAUUUGGUUGCAAAAAAUAAAAAGCAACUUGAAGAUUCGUGGCUUGAUGAAAGUGAGUGGGACCAAAUAGAUGCAAUGUUAGAACUUCUUGAACUAAUAUAUAAGGCAACAUUCUUGUUAUCUGCUAGCUCCUAUCUGGCUAUUAGUAAUGUUCGUCUCAUAUUUAUGGGACUUUUACAUCACCUUGAUCAAUAUCUUUUGAAUUAUGAAGUGAAUGAAUAUUAUAUGGCACAAUCAAUAAUGCAUAAACUAAAUGAGUACUGGGGCAUUAUUGAAAAAUUGACUUCAACUGCUGUAAGUGUAUUACGCAAACGUAUAUUAAGCUAUAGAAAGGCAUCCUCAAAUACGUCCACUACUAAGCAAAGAAAAGAAAAUAAAAAAACAAAUCAGUGUCUAUUCUUUGAAUCAUUAUUACAAGAAGAAAAUGCCGCACCAGUAGAAAAUAAGUUAGAACAAUAUUUAGCCCUUCCACUUGCCCUAGAAGAAAACCCACUUAAAUAG
Scutellospora calospora is the source of this 1398-nucleotide messenger RNA. The record is from the annotation of a GenBank genome assembly. NCBI's taxonomy places the organism in Eukaryota, Fungi, Glomeromycota, Glomeromycetes, Diversisporales, Gigasporaceae.